Molecule: messenger RNA, 927 nt
Organism: Emiliania huxleyi CCMP1516
Lineage: Eukaryota; Haptophyta; Isochrysidales; Noelaerhabdaceae
Exons: 1
Molecular function (GO): protein binding
Source: RefSeq, a predicted model, not a curated record
CCGUCCGGCGUGGCGGUGUCGUCCGUCGGCGGGACGCUCUACGUGGCGGAUACCAACAACCACCGCAUCCGCAAGAUCGACACCUCCGGCGGCGUCACCACCACGCUCGCAGGCUCGGGGACGGACACCUUCGCCGACGGCACGGGCACCGCCGCGAGCUUCAAUUUCCCGUCCGGCGUGGCGGUGUCGCCCGACGGCAGGACGCUCUACGUGGCGGAUACCUUCAACCACCGCAUCCGCAAGAUCGACACCUCCGGCGGCGUCACCACCACGCUCGCAGGCUCUGGGACGGGCACCUUCGCCGACGGCACGGGCACCGCCGCGAGCUUCAACUACCCGGCCGGCGUGGCGGUGUCGCCCGACGGCAUGACCGUCUACGUGGGGGAUUACCUCAACCACCGCAUCCGCAAGAUCGACACCUCCGACGGCGUCACCACCACGCUCGCCGGCUCUGGGACGCCCGCCUUCGCCGACGGCACGGGCACCGCCGCGAGCUUCAACUACCCGGUCGGCGUGGCGGUGUCGCCCGUCGGCGGGACGCUCUACGUGGCGGAUUACGAUAACCACCGCAUCCGCACGAUCGACACCUCCGGCGGCGACACCACCACGCUCGCAGGCUCUGGGACGGGCGGCUCCGCCGACGGCACGGGCACCGCCGCGAGCUUCAGCUACCCGCGCGGCGUGGCGGUGUCGCCCGACGGCAUGACCGUCUACGUGGCGGAUACCGACAACAACCGCAUCCGCAAGAUCGACACCUCCAACGGCGUCACCACCACGCUCGCCGGCUCGGGGGCGUUCGCCUUCGCCGACGGCACGGGCAUCGCCGCGAGCUUCAACUACCCGGUCGGCGUGGCGGUGUCGCCCGACGGCGGGACUGUCUACGUGGGGGAUGAGAGUAACAACCGCAUUCGUCAGGUGACAGCAUGA